AUGGCAAGAGAAGUCGUUGUGAACAUGAACGAUAACAUGAACGACUUAAUUCCAUGUUGGCCAAUCCAAUGGCCAUGGUGCCCGUCACCGCCCCAACCACCAACCCCAUCCCCUCCGCCCUCACCAACAAGUUGCUCGGCUAGUGACCAAGAAAAGAUAAAGACGUGCAUGUUUAACACAACUUCAAUUGAUGAAUGUUGUCCCAUAUUCAAGAGUACACUAGGGACUAGUUGCCCUUGCUAUAAUUAUGCUGACGGUUUGGAUAAUCAAGUCUUGAUCACUCUUGAUGCAUAUUGUGACAUCGAUAGCCCUUGCAAGAGUGCUCCCGCCUUAAAAUCGAGCUGCCCUGUUAGUGACCAAGAAAAGUUGAAGAAGUGCUUUUUCGAAACAACUUUACUUGACGAUAGUUGUCCGAUAUUCAUGAGCAUAGUCAAUACUAAUUGCGCUUGCUAUAAGUAUGCUGAGGAUUUGGACGAUCAGAUCUUUCUUACUCUUAAUGCUUAUUGCGGUAUCUAUAAUGAUUGUGACGACAUGCAAGUGAUUAAGCUAUCCAAGGAGGAGUAA
Molecule: messenger RNA, 564 nt
Organism: Solanum verrucosum
Lineage: Eukaryota; Viridiplantae; Streptophyta; Magnoliopsida; Solanales; Solanaceae
Exons: 3
Coding region: 1-564 (187 amino acids)
Source: RefSeq, a predicted model, not a curated record